Caenorhabditis angaria is the source of this 1198-nucleotide messenger RNA. NCBI's taxonomy places the organism in Eukaryota, Metazoa, Nematoda, Chromadorea, Rhabditida, Rhabditidae. The record is from the annotation of a GenBank genome assembly.
AUGCUUAUUUUCCGAUUUGCAACAACUUAUACAACAAUCCGGACGAAGUUAGUCAAACUUUGAAAUCUAGAAAAAUCGAUAAAUAUUUCAGAAUUGCUCAGAAUCAAAAAAAAACAACCACGCUAGCUAAACUCCUCACGUUCAAGAAAAAAAAAUAUUCCACCAAGAAACAUCCAAAUUCAACCAACUUAAAUCCAGUAUCUAAACUACUGGCAUCUUAUCGUUAACUGACUUUAAAUAUAAUUUUAAAAAAUUUUCUGGAUCGCAUAGUCUGUGUUCUCAGUGAUGACAAAUGAAAGGUGUGUAAAAUUUAAAUUUAAUUUUGAAAAAUCAAAUUUCCAUUUUCAUUUUCAGAUUGUUUGGAUCGCACAAAGCAUGCAUAAACAGUGAUAACAAGGAAAAGGUGUGUGAAAUUUCAAUUUAAUUUUGAAAAUUCAAUUUUCAAUUUUUAUUUUCAGAUUGUUUGGAUUGCACAAAGCAUGCAUAAACAGUGAUAACAAGGAAAAGGUGUGUAAAAAAUCAAUUUUGAUUUUUAAAAUUCAAAUUUCCAUUUUCAUUUUCAGAUUGUUUGGAUCGCACGAUUUGCAUCAAGCAUGAUACCAAGGAAAGGGUGUGUAAAAAUUCUAUUUUAAUUUUAAAAAUUCUUGUAGCCUUCUAAAGCCUCCUAAAGCCUAUAGGAGCCUAUUGAAGCUUCCUAAAGCUUUCUGAAGCCUUCUGAAGCCUUCUAAAGCCUCCUGAAGCCUUCUAAAGCCCUUUAAAGCCUCCUGAAGCCUCCGGAAGCUUUCUGAAGCCUUCUUAAGCCCUUUAAAGCCCUUUAAAGCCCCCCUGAAGCCUCCUAAAGCCUUCUAAAGCCUAUUCAAACCCAAUUUGAUCUUUUGAUCUAUCUUAACGUUCUAAAUAUAGCAAUUAGUCAUCUAAAUCUCUUAGGCAGAUGUUUUAGUUACCUAGGCAAUUAAUACUUUUGUAAUCCCCCCAAAAUCUCACAAGCUUCUUAUUUUUGUGAUUGUCGUCACCCUGUAUAUUUCUUUUUUUUUUCAAAGUGUAUUGAUGAAAUUACUAUAUCUAAACUAUAGUAAUCUAAUUUCUAAUUAAAAUAUUAAAAAAAAUUGAAAUUGGAUCCCUGUACAACAAAUUAUAUUUAGGCAAAUAGUGAGUGAAUUUAUCAAAUUUAAAAAAUCAAUAAACAUUUUUCAGAUAA